Molecule: messenger RNA, 3131 nt
Organism: Schistosoma rodhaini
Lineage: Eukaryota; Metazoa; Platyhelminthes; Trematoda; Strigeidida; Schistosomatidae
Source: the annotation of a GenBank genome assembly
CUAAAUUGUACACAAAUCAACAAAAAACGUCCCCAGUAACUGAAGUUUUUUCAGUCUGGCGACUAGGCUACCACUAUUGAAUAUCCCAAGAUUCCCGAAACAAUAAGAAGAGAGCACAAAUAACUCAACUAAUUAACACAAGUUCUUGAGUAAGACAUUUGGAAUUGAUGUUUGGAGCGCUAAUUCCAAUAUGUGUGCUACACGGUCUGCUGCUCGUGAAUCUGACUCAGAUUCUAGGGAUUUUAGAAUUUUCAGUGUCAAGAGACUUUCAUACUUUAAGAUACCGUCCGAGUUUAGAGAGGGCAGAUGUCGUAGUGUUGCUGAAUUUGAAAAGCUAAACCGCAUCGGUGAAGGGACAUAUGGAAUUGUCUACCGUGCUCGUGAUACGGUAUCAAAAGAGGUGGUGGCCCUGAAGAAAGUCCGAAUGGAAAAUGUUCGAGAUGGUAUCCCUAUUAGCAGUUUACGCGAAAUCACUUUGUUGCUAAGUAUAAAGCACCCGAAUGUUGUUCAUUUGAGAGAAGUCGUUGUUGGCCGAAGCUUAGAUAGCAUCUUCCUUGUUAUGGAAUAUUGUGAACAGGAUAUGGCAAGUUUACUUGAUAACAUGCCUAAUCCUUUCACCGAGUCCCAGGUUAAAUGCAUCAUGCUUCAGAUUUUCAAAGGUCUGAGAUACCUUCAUGAAAACUUUAUAAUCCACAGGGAUUUAAAAGUCUCCAAUCUGUUGAUGAAUGACAAAGGUCUUGUCAAAGUAGCGGACUUUGGACUGUCACGCCCUACCCAUUCCCAUAAUCCUAUGACUCCUUGCGUUGUUACAUUAUGGUACCGAGCACCGGAAAUUUUACUUGGCGAUAAAAACCAAACUAAAGCUGUUGAUAUAUGGUCAGCCGGCUGUAUUAUGGGUGAACUUUUAUUACACAAACCGCUUCUUCCCGGGAAGACAGAGGUUCACCAACUGGAGUUAAUUAUUGAUCUAUUGGGCACUCCGAAUGAUCAAAUUUGGCCGAAUCUUUCAAAAUUACCAGCUUUAGAAAAAAUAAAUUUGAAAAAGCAACCGUACAAUAAUUUGCGCCAUACUUUCCCAUGGUUGUCAGAUGCUGGUUUGCGUUUAUUAAAUUUUUUGUUCAUGUAUGAUCCGUCUAAACGGGCUCGGGCUCGUGAAUGCUGUCAGAGUUCUUAUUUCCGUGAACAUCCUUUACCGUGCGAACCUGAUAUGAUGCCAUCUUUUCCGCAACAUCGAUUAAAGCGUAAGAAUUCUCCUGGUGAAUAUGAUAACAAAGGUGCUAAUCCAGCUCAAGAUCAAACUGCUGGAUUAUUUGAUGCUGCCUUCGAUAGAAUUGUAAGUCUUUUUCUAAAGAAUUUUCAUUAUGAAUCACCUACUUGUCUUUUAUUGGUCAAUUUGCAGAAAAUUUCGAAUUCCUUUACUAAUUAUUUACUAAUUUUUUGAAUAGUUGUUAAUAAAUUGUAGGCGUCAUAAUUUUUAGCCGCUAAUAUCAUGUUUUGUAGAAUUGUUUAGAUGAAGAAUUAUCGACUUUCAAUCUCACGUUAAUCUGCUUAUUAAAUAGAUUCGGUCGACGUUUAAACAAUAAAAUCCAAAUAAUUGUUGUUACUUUAGUUUUUGUAAAUGAAUUUGUAGCAUUGAUUGGACUAAAUGUAUAAGUGGUAAAUAGUUUCAUUAAACAAUCGUGUUUCUGUACUCCUAAAACCAAAAAAUGUUCUAUUCCCGUCAUUUUACAGAAGUUGCUGAAGUCCGUAUAUCUGUCAUUCGUUUUCUCAUUCAAUGAAUAAUAUUCAACCUAACCAUAAAUAGUGAUAUACUUGAUGCUAUUACGAGUUCACCUUACUCGGUAAACGGAACAAAGGUCAAUGACACAGUGACAGGAAAGGCUAUUCUAAUUCUUUGUCGCCGGCCCUGCUAACUAGAUCAAGAAGGCUUAAUGAGGCGUAGAGAAUGUAUUCUACAGGCACUCAGAAAAGACGAGAUCACUAAGCACACAAAUCAAGCUUAUCUAUAUAAUGAUAGAAACGCCCUAGGGAGAGCCACAAAAUAGCUUACUAAAAAAAUCCGUCAACCAAUUACAGUCAAGGAUUUCCGAGUGGGAAAUAUAAAGUGCAGGUCAACUAAGCGUUUCUUGGCGCGAAAACAGAAUAAAAUUACAUAAUUAGGACAUUUUCCAAGUGAAGAAACGUCGAGCUUAAGCAGAACCAACACUAUAAAUUUUAAGACAUUUAUAUAAUACAUUUGUGCAUUUCUAAUUUCUUGGUGUUUUUAAUUUAUUCUCCGUAGUCAUUCAUAACCGUCAAUUUUUCACGUCCAUUAAAAUCAUAAUUAACUUCUUACCGAAGUAAUAUUAACCAUCUCAACUGUAAUAAUGUGUUUAGACAAAUUUUCAAAUCUUUACUUCUCUAGUUUAUAUUGACGACCUGUUUGUUUAAAAUAAAGGUUUUUUUUUCUCAGAGUUGUCUGAACCCAAAGAUCAAUUUAAAAGCGAAAAACACAUCAUCAGCGCAAGCAUCACACUAGAGUAAACUUAUUAGGUUCACAAUCAGUAACCUGCUUCCAGGUAAUAAUAAAUUUCAACAAUCAGAUCCGGCUUUUUCCAGUGGUUCUCUUCUAAUGAGGGUCUCGACGUUUUUAAAAAGGAUUUGUUUAUCUGCUGUGGAUAUUUUUGUAUGAUUGAUACAUAGACUACCGUUUCUGUUAAUUUCAAUAUUGCUUUUUAGAAAUUCCCUAUGUAAUUCUCUUCGCUCAAAACCACUGUAGUUUUCUAGUAGAAAUCAUAUCCAUAAUUAUCCAUGAAUAUUUAUCUUAAUAGUUAAGUAUCAUAACAUAUCCAGUAUUAUGUUGUUCUCGGUUUAUAUAGUUGCUCUUUUAGCUUAAGAUUUGUUUUAUUCACAUCCUAUACGAGGUUUAUUCAGUAUUGUUGAUUGCUUAGCUGUUAACAUUCAUUCCAUGUUGUUUUAAAGGUCAAAUGGAUAUUUCUUAGACGUUUUAUAUAUUUGAUAGAACUAUUCAUUUAUGUGUCUGCAGUAAAACCUGCGUUUCUAUUAAACUUAUUAAACGCAUAAUGAAAUCGCAUGAUAACUCAAUAUUUUGAAAAAUGUCAUCAGUAUGGGUUUGUUGUAUUCUCGAUACU